This is a messenger RNA of Acytostelium subglobosum LB1, 3408 nucleotides long. RefSeq lists its product as hypothetical. Bases 1 to 3408 code for a protein of 1135 amino acids. Gene Ontology annotation, cellular component: endoplasmic reticulum membrane. Gene Ontology annotation, biological process: GPI anchor biosynthetic process. The transcript is spliced from 2 exons. Gene Ontology annotation, molecular function: mannose-ethanolamine phosphotransferase activity. The record is from RefSeq and is a predicted model, not a curated record. NCBI's taxonomy places the organism in Eukaryota, Evosea, Eumycetozoa, Acytosteliales, Acytosteliaceae.
AUGAUCGACAACAACAAUAGUAUAUUAACAAACGAACAUGGAUCAUCAACAACAUCAACUACCUCAUCACCAUCAUCAACAACAACUGCGCAUAAACUGAAACACAAACAACAUUCAACCAAUCAACACAACAACAAUAAUAAGAGAGGUAGUUUGAAGACAUCAUCGACAAAGAGUACACUUACAUCAUAUUUGAUAUACUUGGCAUUGGUCAUAUCGAUUGGAGCUUACCUGUUCUUUAGUGGCUUCCUGCUCAUUCGAUUCGAGCUGCCAAUGAAGAGCACAUGUGCAGAGUCUCCGCUGCUCACUGCCAACAGGUUCACCAACGCAUCACACUCGCCCGACACAGGCUGUUGGAUGCCAUUCACAUACAAACGCGCGGUGAUCGUCAUCAUUGACGCGCUGCGCUUCGACUUUUUGGCGCCGCAGCCGCCGGACACAGCCGACCUGUCGCCCUUCUUCCACAACAAGCUCACCAGCGUCACGCGACUGCUCGAACAGCAGCCGUCCAACUCCCUCAUCUUCCGCUUCAUCGCUGACUCACCCACCGUCACGAUGCAGCGCAUCAAGGGCAUCACGACCGGAUCGUUGCCGACCUUCAUUGAUGUCGGCUCCAACUUUGGAGGCGAUGCCAUUGUUGAGGACAACUUGAUCCACCAGCUGUCGUUCAAUGACGAUGAGCACCGCGAGGAGCAUCUGAGCACGGGCUUCAAUCGCUCCAAGGGCCAUCUCCGCAAGAAGGUGGUCUUUAUCGGCGACGACACAUGGGUCACGCUCUUCCCCCAUCACUUCUACUCACAAUACGACUUACCCUCCUUCAACGUGAAGGACCUUCACACGGUGGACAAUGGUGUCAUCGACUACCUGCUGCCCACCAUCACGCGCAUCCAGUCUGACGAGGAUGGCACACCAGCAUGGCAUGUGGCCAUCGGUCACAUGCUCGGCGUCGACCACGUUGGUCACCUACACGGUCCAAAUCAUCCAGAGAUGAUCAAGAAGCUUGCUCAAAUGGAUGAGUUCCUAUCUUCUGUCAUAAACAACAUUGACAAGGAUACAUUGUUUGUUUUGUUUGGAGAUCAUGGAAUGACAUCAGAGGGCAAUCAUGGAGGCGCAUCAGAGGACGAGACUGAUGCAGCAUUGUUUAUGUACUCGCCAGGUAUACCGAUCAAUAACAAUAUACCCGAACAAUUCACAUCCAAGGAUAAACAAACAAAGAGCAUCAGCCAGAUAGACUUGGUGUCCACUAUAUCAUUGCUACUGGGUGUGCCCAUCCCCUACGGUAACUUGGGCUCGAUCAUACCCGAGUUGUUCUUGGCCACGGUGCCAGGACAGCAUCCCAACCACUUUGAGGGCUGGCAACGAUUCAUUGACGCGCAGCGUAUCAAUGCUUGGCAGAUCAUGCGCUAUGUGGACAGCUACUCGUCCGUCUCCAAAGAGUUCCCCAAGCACCUGCUCAAGCAUUUCCACCGCCUGAUCGACGAGACCGAGCGACAGUAUGCACAGAUAUCAAGCGACCCCGCUCUGUUUGACGAGGCACACGCCUACAAGGUCUACCAAGGCUAUCGCGAGCUUCAGGAGGAGAUUGUUGACCUGUGCCGCAAGAUCUGGGCGACAUUCGACACAUUCUCAAUGAUUGCAGGACUUUCUAUUAUGUGCCUGUCACUGCUGACACUUGUUGUGUUGCUGCUGGCAACCGAGCGAGCCAAACGAACCAACAGCGAGCAAGUAACACUGCCGCUCAAUGCGAUCGUCCUCUCAGCAAUGGUUGGCAUGUCAGUGUCCGCGCCCCUGCAUAGCUUUGUCUUCACGGCCGAUGAUUCACUGUUCAUUACAGUGGCGACCUGCGCGACCACUUUCUCAAUGGCCACACUAAUACUCAAGCUGGUAUUGGCCAUGAUUCCAACGUCUGGUUCACUCAUGGCUGCAUCUACUCUACCGCCUCAGGCUCAGGCGAGCAUCAAGCCAAAGCAGAGCCACAGCUACUUCAACCUAAAGACCAUCCUGUUUGUUAUACCCUGCGUGUCGGUCCUUGCACAUGGUUUAUCAUUGUUGUCCAACAGUUUCAUCGAAGCACAGCAGCACGUGGUCAACUUCUUUGCAGUCACUCUGAUACUGCUGGCCAUUGUGGCGUCGUACUGGAUCAAGCCCAAAUGGACUGUCUCAGACACGUUAUACAGUCUGGCCAUCCUUGUCUCCUUCCUCUUCACGUCGCCUCGCUUCAGGGCCGAGAAGUUUGGCGACCUACUCAAGGUGACGUCGUCGGACGACACACUCACCAUGCAGGCCAUCUCCACGCUGCUGCUCAACAGCAUCACGCAGUGGGCAUGGUGCCUCCCAACGUUGUACAUAUUCAUUGGCGAGGUAGUGCGACGACUGGAGCUUGCACUACUUCCUGCACCAUCAUCGAUCCACCGCUCACUGCGCCUCUCUGCCAUCAGCAUGGUGUGCAUCGCCGGUCACUGGUUGGUCCAAUCAAUCUCCUACCAGACGACACUCGACCACACCACACGAGGCGUCUUCCCUUGGUUGGUAUAUGGCAUUGCCCUGUUUGGCCUGGGCUCGUCAUUCUUCAGCUCAAUGUCGACGACACACAAGCCAACUGCGCACGACUCAAUCAAGCACGUGUUCUUCAAGCUGAUCGAGGUGCUGGUGUACUUCUUCACGCUGUUCAUCCUGUUGUUGGGCCCGGUUGCCGUCUCCAACCUCACCUGGAUGCUCAUUCACACAUGUCUGCUCACUCGAUUGAUGGGCGACAUUGUGCAACACAGCUGGCUAACAGGCAAUCAUAAUCACAAUCGCAAGGAGUACAUCUAUUGGUUGAUAACAUAUGCGCUGUGUGGCUUCCUCACGCUGAACCACUUCUUUAGCACGGGCCACGACUACUCCUUCAACAAGAUCCAGUUCGAGAGUGCCUUCAUUGGCUUUGACGAUCAUAUGUUGUGGCGCGAUGGUCUACUGGUCACACUCAACACGUUCGCCUCCCCUAUCUUCUUUGCCUUGUUCCUGCCCAUAAUGGUCAUCUACUCGAGGUUCAUUGUGUUGGCGCCACGCAAGCAACAGUACAACAGCGUUGGUACGUCAACGUCCAUGUCUUCACUGUCUCCACCAUCGUCCUUCGCGCUCAAUGUUUCACAACAGCAACAGCAAAAGAUCGACCAGCAGGUCAAACACCUCUGGCUGACAAUGAGCGACAUGAUGAUUGGAUUCCUGCUCUACCUAUUCUUCUUCCUCUUCAACACGAUCAACAUCUGCGUCUCGGUCUACAUACUGCGUCGCCACCUGAUGGUGUGGAGAGUGUUUGCGCCCAAGUACAUCUUUGAGACCUGUCAACUGUUCAUCGUGAUGGUCUUCUUGAUCAUUGCCAGUCUGCUAGUCAACUUCCACAAGUCCAGAAUAAAGAUGUCCUAG